Molecule: messenger RNA, 3034 nt
Organism: Phytophthora nicotianae INRA-310
Lineage: Eukaryota; Oomycota; Peronosporomycetes; Peronosporales; Peronosporaceae
Exons: 1
Coding region: 207-2330 (707 amino acids)
Cellular component (GO): membrane
Molecular function (GO): ATP hydrolysis activity; ABC-type transporter activity; ATP binding
Source: RefSeq, a predicted model, not a curated record
CCCAGGUGUUCGGGAUCGGCGCAUCUGUCGGCCCCGUCCGCAUCAACCUGUUCUCUACCGAGGACACCACCCCGCUUUGCUCAAAGGGAUGAUGUGAGGGGCGCUCUCACAACGGAAAAGGCCGGCCCGAAGAGAGAGUUCGUGCCUGUCGACAAACUUUCAGUUGUCGACUCGACUGAAUUUGCAUCGAAAAUCUCGUACAGGCAAUGGACGGCAGGCCCGUGCUCCGACAGGUCUCAACUUCGAGCCAUACCCCAAUGAGCUCCGACGGAUCGGAGCCCACGGCGGUGCUCGGCGCCCCGAUGUCGCGUAACGAGCUCGAACGCAGUCGCACGCAAUUGAACCAGAGCGGCAUGAUGUCGCCCGGUACGGCAUUUGAAAACCUGGACACCAUCAAGGGACCGGCACCGCACACGUUCAGCAACAACAACGUGCCGGUGAAGCCCAAGGUCGCGCUCUUCGACGGCGACUCGCAGUUGUCGACCGAGGGAUUCCGCCAACGCGCGGCACUGCAGACGUGCUCCAUCAGUUGGCAACACAUUUCGUACUUCAUUCAGCCCAAGGAGAAGGCGCUCGGACGUCUCCGUAACAACAGCAAACGCGGAUCGGGUCCGUCCGGACUGGAGGCGCAGUUCGAGCGCCAGCAACCCCGCAAAAUCCUCAACAACGUGUGGGGACGGUCAGGACCAGGCGAGUUGACGGCCAUUUUGGGUCCGUCCGGUGCCGGUAAGACCACACUUCUUGAUAUGCUCGCGGACCGAGUGCCGUCGGGAGGCUCGGGCGUGCAUUUGGAAGGACUUGUGGAGGUGAACGGCCAGCCACGCGACCUCCGCACCUUUCACUCUAUCAUGAACUACGUGUCGGAAGACAUGGCGUUCCUAGGCGCAUUCACCGUGCUCGAAACGCUGCAGAUUGGCGCUGGUUUGAGUCUGCCUGGCCACAUGCCCCCGGUCCAGCGUGAAGCCCGUGUUCAAGACGUGAUCGACGCCAUGGGUCUACGAUCGUGCUCUAAUGCCCGUGUUGGCGAUAUCUUCCACAAGGGAAUCUCCUCCGGUCAGCGCAAGCGUCUUGGCAUCGCUCUGGAGCUCCUUUCCGACCCCGCUCUUCUACUCCUAGACGAGCCGACGUCCGGCCUGGAUUCGUCCUCAGCUCGCGGUGUGAUGCAAUACAUCGAGCGGUUGUGCCAGGAGGGCGGCAAGAACGUUGUGUGCACCAUCCACCAGCCUUCUUCGUCCAUUUACGGCAUGCUUACGAACCUCAUCAUCCUCAGUGGCGGUGAACUCGUCUACGGCGGUCCUACAAACGCUGCUAUCGCCCACUUCUUCUCGAUGGGAUACGUAUGCCCAAUGUACACGAACCCAGCUGAGUACUUCGUCCACCUGGUUAACACCAAUUUCCACGAAGGCCUGAAACUCGAGCCAUUCAUUCGUGCACUCAAGGAAAGUGCCGAGCCGCAGCGUCUCCGUGCCGAUGUAGUCAGAGAUCGUUCGCGUCGCGAUCACCUGGCCAAUCCAGAACUUCUUAAGGCGAUGCGACCGUGGCCGAUGGACCAGUUCUUCGUGUUGGUGAAGCGUAACUUGACCAACAACUGGCGACAUCCCGGUGUCUUCUGGCUGCGUGUACUCAUGUACGUGUUGCUGUCGCUCAUGGUGGGUACCAUGUAUCUGAGCUCCAACAACGGCAUCAAGGACAUCUCAAUGGUGUCGCUGCUCUUCUACGUGCAAGCUUUCCUCGUCUUCAUGUCCGUCGCUGCUCUACCAGCUUUACUGGAGCACCGUGCCAUCAUGGAGCGAGAGAUGCGGGCGUACGCGCUGUCAUUGACUGGUUACACGAUGUCUAACCUGCUGGCUGCGUUACCGGGUAUCCUGCUUAUCUCUGUGCUAGCCUCGGCGAUUGUGGUCUUCCUGGCCCACGUACGCUCGUUCCCGACCUUCCUACUCAACCUGACGUUGUCGCUGAUCGCCGCCGAGUCGCUGAUGCACUUACUCGGAGCUGCCGUACCGCACUACAUCAUGGGUAUCGCCUUGGGUGCCGGUCUCUUCGGUAUGUUCAUGCUUUGCGAAGGGUUUAUGGUGCCGUUCGAAGACAUGCCAGUUUACUGGCGAUGGGGCUACUACAUCGCGUUCCACACGUACUCGUUCGAGUCUUUCAUGUACGAGCACUUUUCCCAGGUCAACACGAAAGAGGCGUGGAAUAUACUCAAAGGCUACGGCAUGGAGAAGGUCAACGUCUGGCAGAACAUGAUCAUCCUGGCAGGCUACUCGGUCGUACUGCAGAUCCUCGUCAUCGGUGUGCUCUUUCUCCGUUUUAACCGGCACCGUCGCCGCUAAGCCUAGUGAAGUGUCUUUAUUAACGUUUGUAUAAGUUCAAACCAUGGAAGAAGUCGUGUUACUAUCCAACCCUCUGUCUAUCCACGUGAGCGUGCGACGUUGAAGUGAUCACCAGACUUUCCAUGGUCGCCGACUCGGUGACCGUGAUCUUCCCGCUGUCAUUUGUGCCCGAUGAAGUGGUGACCAUCUGUCGUUAUCCUCAGGGCUACAAUUCAUGUGAUCUCAGCGCAAUGCCAGAUGGGAAAAGAGAUGAAAUGAGUCAAUCCAUUGAAGCGUUCAAUGAACGCUCUUGUCUAAUGUAGCAGUUAUCCAACUGCUGGUGGGUGGGCGGGUGCUUCAAAAUCACAACCGGGGUUCCAGUGUCUUCAGCGAGUGUACGUUCUUGUCUUCUUCGGCAAACUCCAGACGUUUCUGAGCCUUCAUUAGCACCCGCAUCUCGUGCUGGUUGUCUUCGUCGAUUUUGAGGCCCUUGUCGAUCGGUUUGAACGCGUCCUUUUCAUCCAAGUUCAGCACCGUAAAGUAGCUAAUGUAACAGAAAAACACACCAACGGAAAGUGAGGACUGACAUUCAAGACUAUACAUCGAGAAGAGAAUGACAUACCCGCUGUGAGACUUGCGCUCACCGCCGUCUACGACAGAUUGAACAAACACCUCGACCUCGACCUCGAGGCGGUAACGCCUAAUAUACCCGAUCACAACAAACA